Messenger RNA from Microthlaspi erraticum, 1284 nucleotides. NCBI's taxonomy places the organism in Eukaryota, Viridiplantae, Streptophyta, Magnoliopsida, Brassicales, Brassicaceae. The record is from the annotation of a GenBank genome assembly.
AUGGAACAUGAUUUACCGUCGAUUAAUAAAUCAUGGAAGUCACUUGUGAAGAGAAGAAACAAUUCUCAAGAAGGGGGUAAAUCAUCUUGGAAAAUGAAACCAAUUGUGGCGCUCAUGUGUACAGUACUUUUGAUCUUUUGGUAUAAGACUACAAACAUCCAGUAUGAACAGACAGAGAUAGAAGAAACAGAUUAUCCAUUUGAGAUGGCAAAGGAAUCUGAACCGGUCAGUGAUAGGUUGAAAGGCUUGCCAUAUGGUAUCAUACAGCCUAAAUCAGAUUUGGAGUUAAAGCCACUUUGGUCAAGUAGUAGUGUGAGAUCAAAGGGUGGCGAAUUGACGAACCGUAACUUGUUGGCAAUGCCUGUAGGAAUUAAGCAAAAGGAUAACGUUGAUGAUGUUGUAAAGAAGUUUCUUCCGGCGAAUUUCACUGUUAUUCUGUUUCAUUAUGAUGGAAACAUGGAUCAAUGGUGGGAUCUUGAGUGGAGCUCAAAAGCCAUACACAUUGUUGCACAUAACCAAACAAAAUGGUGGUUUGCGAAGCGGUUUCUGCAUCCAGAUAUAGUCUCUAUAUACGAUUAUGUUUUUCUUUGGGAUGAAGAUCUUGGAGUGGAGAAUUUCAACCCGGAAAAAUACCUGAAGAUAGUUAAAUCAGCAGGACUGGAGAUAUCUCAACCGGCUUUGCACCCAAACUCGACCGAAGUUCACCAUAGAAUUACAGUCCGGUCUAGAACGAAAAAGUUCCAUAGACGAGUUUAUGACAGUAGAGGCAAUAUGAAGUGCUCAAAUGCUAGUGAAGGACCUCCAUGCACAGGAUUUGUUGAAGGAAUGGCUCCAGUGUUUUCAAGAUCUGCUUGGUUUUGCACUUGGAAUCUGAUACAAAAUGAUCUUGUUCAUGGAUGGGGAAUGGAUAUAAAACUUGGAUACUGUGCUCAGGGUGAUCGGAGCAAGAAAGUUGGUAUUGUGGACAGUGAAUACAUCUUCCAUCAAGGCAUUCAAACUCUAGGUGGAAGCAAUUAUCCAGAGAAGAAGAACUCAGCUCGCAGUGGAGUCACAAGGAGACGAGGUUCUUCGACUUUUGAUCCAAGAACUGAGAUACGGAGGCAAUCAACAUGGGAGCUUCAAACUUUUAAAGAAAGAUGGAACAGAGCGGUUGCGGAAGACAAGAACUGGGUGGACCGGUCUUCAUCGACCCGGAACCACCGGGUCAGUAAUAACCGGAGACUGAAGCGGAGUAGUUUGAUUUCAAGAUUAGUGCAGAGGCAAGCUGAAGAGAUUACAAAAUAA